AGCAUACGAGUCGAGAAAAGGUCACCCACUAGAGGCAUCGCCUUUUGAAUUGGCUAAUACCAUGUCGACUGGGUCUCAUCUGCAAAAAUGCUCACUCCGCCAUCGUCAUUGCGCCAGGCGACCGAGACAGGCUUCCCUAAGUAGGCGCCCCUCGACGCGGGCAGCCGGUAUUGGUGGCGGCCACACUACCUUCUUGGCUCAAGCCUACACUUAUACUCCGCUAUAGUCAGCACAGUUGCCGUAAG
Molecule: messenger RNA, 245 nt
Organism: Didymella exigua CBS 183.55
Lineage: Eukaryota; Fungi; Ascomycota; Dothideomycetes; Pleosporales; Didymellaceae
Exons: 1
Coding region: 62-226 (54 amino acids)
Source: RefSeq, a predicted model, not a curated record